Molecule: messenger RNA, 845 nt
Organism: Bursaphelenchus okinawaensis
Lineage: Eukaryota; Metazoa; Nematoda; Chromadorea; Rhabditida; Aphelenchoididae
Source: the annotation of a GenBank genome assembly
AUGGCAAAACAAGCUUUGCACACUAUCUAUGAGAUUAAAAAAAUCGUGGAUGGACCAAAAGUUGUGGAAGACACUAAGGGGAAGAAAGUAAAAAUGUACAAGGUCAGGUGGCAGUAAGUAUUAUCAGGUUACUUAUUUAUAUUUAGAUGGUAAACAAUUAUAUAAUGAUGCUUAUUAUUAAAAUUAAUUACUAACAAGUUGUUUGUAUGACUCCAAAUAUGUGUCAGUAAGCCAUACAUAACAAUAUGUGGUCAUGACAAUGACUAAUAACUUUGGUCAGAUAAGAAUAAUAACACGUUUAGUUGACUUACAUCAUCGGCAAAACAUUUAUCACUUACACAACUUCAUUUUAGAGACACCUUUGAACCAGAAUGUAAUUUGCCAAAAAGAGAGAUUCAGAUAUAUCGGUCAAAAAGGAAGGUUGGUGCAGUUACCAUUCGUUUACAGUUUUUUUAUUUGAAAAUUUAUUUUGAAAAACCAAAUUCAACAAGCUUUAUAAAAAUUUUUUAUUUUAGCGAAAAAUUAAAAUCAUUGGCCCAGUACCAUCGGAUGGGUACACUAGUGGAAGUUUAAAGAAUAUGAAUUUUGCAGUUGAAUAGUAAGUACAAGUUUAGAUUAUUGUCAUACUCAGUUGUUAAAUCUAUUUUAUGUUUUUGUUAUUUUUCAACAUAACUAUGGCUAUUUAAGAUGUAUAUGAUACCGAUUUUAGCGAUGACAACGUUUACAUUCAUCCUUACAAAAAACUAAAAGCCGACUACAAAGACGAGUUGAUCGAGUUUUUUGAAAAAUGUUCGCGAGCAGAGGAAGCAGACUCUGCCUUUACCAGAUGUUCUUCAAGUUCAUAA